This is a messenger RNA of Pogoniulus pusillus (Red-fronted tinkerbird), 2606 nucleotides long. RefSeq names its product ubiquitin specific peptidase 3 (gene USP3). Gene Ontology annotation, molecular function: cysteine-type deubiquitinase activity; zinc ion binding. The record is from RefSeq and is a predicted model, not a curated record. Gene Ontology annotation, cellular component: cytoplasm; nucleus. NCBI's taxonomy places the organism in Eukaryota, Metazoa, Chordata, Aves, Piciformes, Lybiidae. Gene Ontology annotation, biological process: protein deubiquitination. The transcript is spliced from 15 exons. The coding region runs from base 309 to 1871 and encodes 520 amino acids.
GGGGCAUAAAGCUGCCGGCCAAGCGUGGUACUGGCGGUACCGCUCCGCCUCGCACAGACAGGAGGUAGCGGCGGCGGCACGGAAAGCCCGGCAGGAGGAGUACUGGACGGGGAACCGGCUCCUUGGAAAGCCCGGCGUGCGGCGAGGAGGCGGGCGGAGGGAGUCGCUGGACGCGGACGGGAGGGCGGCUGCCCGCAAAGCCCGGCGUGCGGAUCGCGAGCUUGGCCCUAAGAUGGCUGUUGUGCGCGGGGCGCCGUUGCUGUAACGCCGCGAGAAGACGCCCGCCGCGCCCCGUCGCCUUACCCGCCAUGGAGUGCCCGCACCUCAGCUCCAGCGUCUGUAUCGCGCCCGACUCGGCUAAGUUCCCUCAGGGCUCGCCCUCCUCCUGGUGCUGCAGCGUGUGCCGGUCAAAUAAAAGCCCAUGGGUCUGUCUGACGUGCUCAAGUGUACAUUGUGGACGGUAUGUGAAUGGCCAUGCAAAAAAGCAUUAUGAAGAUGCACAGAUUCCUAUCACCAAUCAUAAGAAAACAGAAAAACAAGAGAAAGUUCAGCAUACUGUGUGUAUGGAUUGCAGUAGUUACAGUACAUACUGUUAUCGCUGUGAUGAUUUUGUAGUCAAUGACACCAAGCUGGGCCUCGUACAGAAGGUCAGAGAGCACCUACAGAACUUGGAAAAUUCAGCCUUUAGAUCAGACAGACAUAGGAAAAGAAAACUAUUGGAAAAUUCAUCUCUGAACAGCAAGUUAUUAAAAGUAAAUGGAAGCACCACUGCCCUUUGUGCCACAGGCCUUCGGAAUCUGGGCAAUACGUGUUUCAUGAACGCAAUCCUUCAGUCGCUCAGUAACAUACAGCAGUUUUGCUGUUACUUCAAAGAGUUGCCUGCUGUGGAGCUGAGGAAUGGGAAGACAGCAGGCAGGCGAACUUACCAUACCAGGAGCCAGGGUGAUAACAACGUGUCACUGGUGGAAGAGUUCAGAAAGACACUCUGUGCUUUAUGGCAAGGGAGCCAAACUGCGUUUAGUCCAGAGUCUUUAUUUUACGUUGUUUGGAAAAUCAUGCCAAAUUUUAGGGGGUAUCAACAACAGGAUGCCCAUGAGUUCAUGCGUUACCUUUUGGACCAUCUACAUCUGGAACUCCAGGGUGGCUUCAAUGGUGUCUCACGUUCAGUAAUUUUGCAAGAAAAUUCUAGCCUGUCUGCAAGCAACAAAUGCUGCAUAAAUGGAGCAUCUACUGUUGUCACAGCCAUUUUUGGAGGCAUUCUGCAAAAUGAAGUCAACUGCCUAAUAUGUGGGACUGAAUCCAGGAAGUUUGACCCAUUCCUAGACCUGUCACUAGAUAUUCCAAGUCAGUUCAGAAAUAAACGUACCAAAACCCAAGAAAGUGGACCAAUGUGCACACUGAGAGAUUGUCUUCGCAGUUUUACAGACCUGGAAGAGCUUGAUGAGACAGAGUUAUAUAUGUGCCACAAAUGCAAGAAGAAACAGAAGUCCACCAAAAAAUUCUGGAUUCAGAAACUACCAAAGGUGCUAUGCUUACACUUGAAACGAUUUCACUGGACAGCAUAUCUGAGAAACAAGGUGGAUACAUAUGUUGAGUUUCCCUUACGAGGCUUAGACAUGAAAUGCUACUUGUUAGAGCCUGAAAACAGUGGCCCAGAAAGCUGCCUGUAUGACCUCGCUGCUGUUGUUGUGCAUCAUGGCUCAGGCGUGGGCUCCGGACAUUACACCGCAUAUGCCGCUCACGAGGGCCGAUGGUUCCACUUCAACGACAGUACUGUAACUCUGACUGAUGAGGAGACUGUGGUAAAGGCCAAGGCCUACAUCCUCUUCUAUGUGGAACGGCAAGCCAAAUCUGGAUCAGACAAACUUUAAUACCUCCUUUUUAAUUCUUACUUAUCAAGUCCAUCGGACAAAACAUUUCCAUUUCUCCAUAAAUACUUGAUCCAAGACUAUUAAUUUCAUUGUGCACUUUUCAAUUUCCUCUUGUGGGUUUUAGUUUUGUUGUGUCAAUGGUAGCGUCUGACUUACUGAACUUGGACACAAACUAACUUUUUUAGUUAUAACAGAAAAACCUCAGCAGAUUCUGAUUUGCUGCUUUAGUUGUGGUAACUCAAUUUUUUUAUAUAUAUAGAUUCAUGAAAUAGUUAUUUGACUUUUUUUUAUAUUGUUUUCAGUUCUCACUUUCUAAAGGCACAUUUACAUCAGAGAAGCUUUCUGUCCUCUUUACAAGCAAGAUAAAUGUGCUUCUGAUUUUGAAGAGCAAUACAACUUGAUGCUGUUCUUGCAGCUCUUGCAUAGAUAGGAUUUUAAUCUGUUUAAAUCAAAGAACUGUUUGCACGUACUAUUUUCCCUCGUGCAAGAACAGUGACUUCUGAACAAUCGUUGUGUGCAGAAGAGAGGAGAGGUGGCAUCAUUAAGUAGACCAGGUAAUUGCUGCUAUAUUGGUGUGUAUUCAGGCUGCUGACUUUCAGGAAUCAUUGUAAAUAAAGAGUUGCUUCAAUUGUAUCAAUCCUGCAGUUUAAUUCAAAUAUUUCUCAUGUAUGCUCUGCCCCUCCUCCUUUUUAAUUAUUUUAAAAAUAACCUUAAAAUACAGAACUAUAUAAAUUA